Mangifera indica (mango) is the source of this 1040-nucleotide messenger RNA. Its product is annotated as LOB domain-containing protein 37-like. The record is from RefSeq and is a predicted model, not a curated record. Bases 317 to 928 code for a protein of 203 amino acids. Lineage: Eukaryota; Viridiplantae; Streptophyta; Magnoliopsida; Sapindales; Anacardiaceae. Gene Ontology annotation, biological process: regulation of gene expression. The transcript has 2 exons.
CUAAGAAACCCCCUAAACCCCAACCAUUUGCGGAGACACGGGGCCGCACUCACCCAUUUCUUUGGAGCCCAAAACCCCACCAUCAAUUCACCUGGACACUCUAACUCAACCCAACUAACCAUGGUUAAAAUUUAACCAUCCCCAACCCAAUAAUCAUCUAUUUCACCCCCUAUAAAUAAACUAUCUUGCCGUGCUCCGUCCUUGUCGCUUCAAUUAUUCUCAUCCUUCUUCCCCAAGUAACCUAAAGUUUAGUAAAUUUUGUUUUAUAUUUUCUGUUGGUUUUUUAUGCGCUACAGAAAACUUCAAAUCUUGGAAAAUGAGUUGUAAUGGCUGCAGAAUUCUGAGAAAAGGUUGCAGUGACAACUGCAUGCUCAGGCAGUGUCUACAAUGGAUAGGCAGCCCUAAAGCUCAGGCCAACGCCACCGUCUUCGUUGCCAAGUUCUUCGGCCGCGCCGGUCUUAUGUCGUUUUUAUCCAACGUGCCUGAAACUCAACGUCCUGCAUUGUUUCAGUCGUUGCUAUACGAGGCAGUGGGGCGGACGGUGAAUCCGGUGAGCGGUGCAGUGGGAUUGCUAUGGAAGGGGAACUGGAACGUGUGCCAGAGGGCGGUGGAGACGGUUCUUUGCGGCGGCGAGUUGCAUCCACUUCCGGACGUGUUGACGGAGUCGGAUGACGUGUCAGAAUCUGAUGUACUUAACUGUGCUUCUCUUUCCUUUACGGCAAGAGAGGGUAUUUCCGUACCGUUGAAAAGGAUCUGUGAACCCGCAGGAGAUGAUGAUCUAACGUUGACAACUAGUUUGCCGUCCAGAGGUGUGAAACGGCGAGCACCAGCGCCGUCAGAGGAGUCCCAAACGACCACGUAUGAAAGUGGGCUUGAAAAUUAUGGUUGUGAGGGAGGCGAAAGGAAGGUCUUGCGACUGUUCGUUUAAGCAAGAACAAUUUUAUGUUAACCCAGAACUUAUAAUAUGAUUAACAAUGUUUAAUAUUCUUAGAGGAAUUUUGAGUUGUUCUGAAUAUGGAAGAAACAGCUUUAUCUGAUUA